Mesorhabditis spiculigera is the source of this 1554-nucleotide messenger RNA. Lineage: Eukaryota; Metazoa; Nematoda; Chromadorea; Rhabditida; Rhabditidae. The record is from the annotation of a GenBank genome assembly.
AUGAAGACAAGAAGUGCUGGGGAGGCGACUACGCCGCGCCGCCUCGAUGAUCUGAUCGUCUUCGGGCGCUAUGUGGCGUUGUUCUGCUUCGUCAGCGAGUUCUGCCUCCUUGGCCAAUGCUCCACAAUGUUCUACUUUGUGUUUGCUGGAGCCUCCCCGCCCGUCGAAACAUUAUACUGUAACGGUGACCCGAGGACGAUAGCCCUGACGAAUGAGGACAAAUGCCAACGGUUCAUGGCCGGAAAUUGCUCCCGCCCGGAAAUCAGCUACCAGUUCAAGUCUAUCGAUGUUGAGUUCGAGCUGUACUGUGGGCUCUCGAAAGUUGUGAAAAAUGUGAUCUCCUUCCAAAUGCUAGGCGUCUUGUUCGGUGCCGUCGUCUUUGGCCAGUUGAGCGACUCGUUUGGCAGAAAGCGGGCGCUGAUGGCCAGCCUGAUGGGAUGCGGAAUUAGCCAAAUCAUUUCCGCCUUCUCGCCGUCGCUUUUCUGGUUCAUCGUCACCCGGAUCAUCUGCGGCUUCUUCCUAGGCGGUUCGAUAGCCGUAUUCAACGUCUUCUGGGUGGAGAACUUGCCGAAGAAGUCGCGGCUCUGGAUCAGUAUGCUGAUCACCUGGUCCCCAAAUAUGGCCCCGCUGGCCUUCAUCGCCUACCUGACGCACACAUGGAGCAGUUUCGCGGUGGCGCUAGGCGCAAUUCUGCUAUUUGCCGCUAUAUUAAUGUUCUUUUUCAUCCACGAAUCACCGCGGUGGUUAAUUCAAAAGGGGCGGAUUGCUGAGGCGAGGAUCGUAAUGCAGAAGGUUUUUAAGCUCGAUCACCGGGAUGAGGCGGAGUGCAACGAGUUGGAGGAGGUGCUGCUAUAUGAGCAUGAGCUAAUUGAGAGGCAACGAGCCAAGAGUAAACACUACUACUACUAUCACCUUUUCUCAACCCCGUGGCUCACCACCAUCACCCUCAUUCUCUCCUUUACCUUCUUCUCCAUCUCCAUAAUCAAUUACGGGAUCAUGUUCAACUUUGAGAAGAUGAGCGGGUCAAUCUACAUGAAUAUGGUGUACACCGGGUUAAUAAGAUGGGCAACGAAUGUGGCAUUUGCCUGGCUCGACUACAGGCACAAGUGGUGCGGCCGCAAAUUUGUGCACUGGUUCGGGCUGUUGUUCAUCGUUUUGCCUCUACUCCUCGUCAUUGGGGCCCAUUACUACGAAAUGUCGGAGCAGCUGAGCUUUUGGAUUCGAAUCUCGAUCCUCAUUGCCGUGUCGAUGACGUCCCAGAUUUACAUUGCCGCCACGAUCCUGUCGAACGAAAUAUUCCCCACGCCAAUCCGAAACCUCGGCUACUCGUUCCAAUCGUUCUUCAACCGUUGCGGCGUUACGCUUUCGCCAUUUGUUUUUUAUUUGAGCGACUACUGGAUCGGUUUGCCAUUCGUGGUGAUGUGCAUCACGGCCCUGAUCGACAUCCUCACCUGGCACUUUGUUCUGCCGGAAACCAAGAACCAAGCCAUGGUGGAGCACAUGCCGAGUCGGAAGCGGAGGAAUCAAGAAAAGGAUCUGACCCUCAUCAAAACA